AUGGUUUCAGAUUGUAGAUGUGCUCUAUGCUUGACAACUUUGGUAGUUGAAACUCAAAGAUAUCUAUGCUCAGAGUGUCAUAACAUAUCAUUAUGUUUAAAAUGUUAUGAUUCUCCUAAAUCACAUACUGUUCACACUGAUAAAUCACCAUUACCUCAUCAAUGUUCUCUUGAAACAAAAUCACAAGCAGAAUAUAUCGAAUCAAAUAAAGCUGAAUCAAUUUAUGAAGGCUUUAUGAAUGCUUUCAAAAAUUUUGCAAAAAGAAGAUGUAUUGGUGAAUGUAUUGAAUUGGAAGAUGGAUCAGCUACCUAUAAAUGGGUAACCUAUCAAGAAUUAUUUGAUAGAGCUCAGAGAUUUGGAAAUGUAAUUCAAAAAUUAAUUCCUUAUAGAUCAAAAGUUGGAAUUUUUUUAACCAAUGUACCGGAAUGGUAUACAGUAGAUUUUGGAUGCCUUUUUUAUGGAUACUCUGUAAUUGGUAUUAAUCAACAUUUGAGAAAUGAUUUAUCACCUGAAAUUAAGAAUCAAAUUCCAUCAUCAAUCGAUAUUAAAUUAUUUUCUGAAAUUAUGAAUACAGAUAUAAAAAUAUCACCACAUACACCUCAAAGAGACGGAAUUCAUUCCAUAACUUAUUCUUCUGGUUCAACAGGUAUACCAAAAGGAAUUAUCGGUUCUAAUACUGAGACCUAUAUCUUGGGAUAUCCUUUAGAUUUUGUACCAAUCCAACUAAGUUAUCUAUCAUUGGCACAUACACAAAGGUUAACAGAUUUUACAACACUUUGGAAUGGUGGAAGAUUUGGAAUUUAUAGAGAUACCAAACAAAACUCUUAUUUAAAAGAUAAUUCUUUAAUUAGACCAACAUUUAUAUGGGGUCCAACAAGUUUUUGGAAUCAAUUACAUACUAAAUAUCUAAAAAAUGUUAAAAUGAUUAAAGAAUCGGAUCAUUCUAAAUCCGAUGAACAAUGUGAGUUGCAGGCAAUUGCAGAAACUAGAAAUUUGUUGGGUGAUAGAAUAAAGAUUAUUCUUACAACAGGAUCAAUUAUUUCACCAGAGGCAUUUGCUUUAAUGAAAAAAUGUUGGGGUGAAAAAGUAUUGGAUAUCUAUGGUAGUGCAGAAAUUAACAAAGUUGCAAUAAACGGUCAAAUUACCCCUGAUGUUGAAUAUAAAUUGUCUCCAAUAGAUGGUUAUGACAGUCAUAAUGGACAUCCAGUUGGACUUUUAAAAGUUAGAUCAACAAGACUCUUCAAAGGAUAUUAUAAAAAUCCAGAGGCAAAUGCGAAAGCAUUUGAUAAGGAUGGUUGGUAUUCAACUGGUGAUAUUGUUGAAGAGUAUGGGCAAGGAAAGAUAAGAAUUAUUGAUAGAGAAAAGAAUUCUUUUAAGAUUAGCUAUGGAAAAUUAGUUUGUCUUGAUAAUAUUGAUAGUUACUACUACAACUCGCCAAUGAUUAGAAAUAUUUUUGUUCAUGUUGCAAUUGUCGUUCCAACAGAUUAUAUAUUGAACAAAUUUAAAAUUGGUAAACAAGACAAUAUUGAUGAGAAUUUUGAACUUGUUAAGGAAAUUGAAAAGGAAAUUAAAUUAAUUGCAAACCAAAAAAAUAUUGCAUUUUGGGAGAUACCAAAACUUAUUAAAUUGGAUCGUACUAUUUGGACAAUGGGAAAUAAUUUGAUCUCUGGAACUGGUAAAUAUAAUAGAUUAAAACUUCUUGAAUAUUACAAACCUUCAGUUGAUCAAUUAUUAAAACAGUUAACAACUUUAACUGAUAAUGAUUCUUUUAUUUAA
Heterostelium album PN500 is the source of this 1776-nucleotide messenger RNA. RefSeq lists its product as uncharacterized. The coding region runs from base 1 to 1776 and encodes 591 amino acids. Lineage: Eukaryota; Evosea; Eumycetozoa; Acytosteliales; Acytosteliaceae. The record is from RefSeq and is a predicted model, not a curated record. Gene Ontology annotation, cellular component: membrane; endoplasmic reticulum. The transcript has 12 exons. Gene Ontology annotation, molecular function: long-chain fatty acid-CoA ligase activity.